CUGGCCUUCAUGAAGAAGAGGCACUGCGAGAAGAUCGAGGGCUCCAAGUCCUUGGCGCAGAGCUGGAGGAUGAAGGACCGGAUGAAGACCGUUAGUGUUGCCUUAGUUUUGUGCCUAAACGUCGGCGUGGAUCCUCCUGAUGUGGUGAAGACGACGCCCUGCGCCCGCCUGGAGUGCUGGAUCGAUCCUCUGUCAAUGGGUCCCCAGAAGGCUCUGGAAACCAUUGGGGCGAACUUGCAGAAGCAGUACGAGAACUGGCAGCCACGAGCCAGAUACAAGCAGAGCCUCGACCCUACGGUGGACGAAGUUAAGAAACUGUGUACGUCCCUGCGGCGAAACGCCAAGGAGGAGCGGGUGCUGUUCCACUACAACGGCCACGGCGUCCCCCGGCCCACCGUCAACGGGGAGAUCUGGGUCUUCAACAAGAACUACACGCAGUAUAUCCCGCUCUCCAUCUAUGACCUGCAGACCUGGAUGGGCAGCCCUUCCAUUUUCGUCUAUGAUUGCUCCAAUGCUGGCCUUAUCGUCAAGUCGUUCAAGCAAUUUGCACUACAGAGGGAGCAGGAGUUGGAGGUGGCUGCAAUUAACCCGAACCAUCCGCUUGCUCAAAUGCCUCUGCCUCCGUCGAUGAAGAACUGCAUUCAGCUGGCGGCGUGCGAGGCCAACGAGCUGCUGCCCAUGAUCCCCGAUCUGCCCGCUGACCUUUUCACAUCAUGCCUUACUACGCCCAUCAAAAUCGCUCUGAGAUGGUUCUGUAUGCAGAAGAGUGUCAGACUGGUACCAGGAGUCACGCUGGAUUUAAUAGAGAAGAUUCCUGGGAGACUGAACGACAGGAGAACUCCUCUAGGAGAGCUGAAUUGGAUCUUCACAGCCAUCACAGACACCAUCGCCUGGAACGUCUUGCCUAGAGACCUUUUCCAGAAGCUCUUCAGGCAGGACCUGCUCGUGGCCAGUUUGUUCCGUAACUUUCUCUUGGCGGAGAGAAUCAUGCGCUCAUACAACUGCACGCCGGUGAGCAGCCCGCGCCUGCCGCCGACCUACAUGCACGCCAUGUGGCAAGCAUGGGACCUUGCAGUUGAUAUCUGCCUCUCACAGCUACCUACCAUUAUAGAGGAAGGAACUGCCUUUAGGCACAGCCCCUUCUUCGCGGAGCAGCUGACGGCCUUCCAGGUGUGGCUGACCAUGGGUGUGGAGAACCGCAACCCGCCGGAGCAGCUGCCCAUCGUGCUGCAGGUGCUGCUGAGCCAAGUUCAUCGGCUGCGAGCUCUUGAUUUGCUGGGAAGAUUUUUGGACCUGGGGCCCUGGGCAGUCAGCCUGGCCCUGUCCGUCGGCAUCUUCCCCUACGUCCUGAAGCUGCUGCAGAGCUCGGCGCGCGAGCUGAGGCCGCUGCUGGUGUUCAUCUGGGCCAAAAUCCUCGCGGUGGACAGUUCGUGCCAGGCUGACCUCGUCAAGGACAACGGCCACAAGUAUUUCCUCUCUGUUUUGGCAGACCCUUACAUGCCGGCAGAACACAGGACAAUGACGGCUUUUAUUCUGGCUGUGAUCGUGAACAACUACAACACAGGACAGGAAGCCUGCCUUCAAGGAAACCUGAUCGCUAUCUGCCUGGAGCAGCUCAGCGACCCGCACCCGCUCCUGCGCCAGUGGGUGGCCAUUUGUCUGGGGCGCAUCUGGCAGAACUUCGACUCGGCCAGGUGGUGCGGGGUGAGGGACAGUGCCCACGAAAAGCUCUACAGUCUCCUCUCUGAUCCCAUCCCAGAGGUUCGCUGCGCCGCGGUCUUCGCGCUGGGCACCUUCGUGGGCAACUCGGCCGAGCGCACGGACCACUCGACCACCAUCGAUCACAACGUGGCCAUGAUGCUGGCCCAGCUCAUCAACGACGGGAGCCCCAUGGUCAGGAAGGAGCUGGUGGUGGCUUUGAGUCAUCUGGUGGUUCAGUAUGAGAGCAACUUCUGCACCGUUGCCUUGCAGUUCAUGGAAGAAGAGAAGAAUUACCCACUCCCGUCCCCUGCCACCACAGAGGGUGGGAGUUUGACACCGGUGCGAGAUGGUCCGUGCACGCCAAGGCUGCGCUCGGUCAGCUCGUACGGGAACAUCCGAGCAGUCACCACCGCCAGGAACCUCAACAAAUCCUUGCAGAACCUCAGCCUGAAUGAAGAAUCUGGAAGUUCUGUCGCGUUUUCUCCUGGGAACCUCAGCACGAGCAGCAGUGCCAGCAGCACCUUGGGCAGCCCUGAGAACGAAGAGUAUAUCCUGUCGUUCGAGACUAUCGACAAGAUGAGACGAGUCAGCUCCUACUCUUCUCUGAAUUCCCUGAUAGGUGUGAGUUUCAACAGUGUUUACACCCAGAUUUGGCGAGUGCUCCUUCACUUAGCGGCUGACCCCUAUCCUGACGUCUCGGACCUGGCUAUGAAAGUCCUCAAUAGCAUCGCCUACAAGGCGACGGUGAACGCGCGGCCGCAGCGCAUCCUCGACACCUCCUCGCUGACGCAGUCGGCGCCCGCCAGCCCCACCAACAAGGGCAUGCACAUCCACCAAGUGGGAGGGUCGCCUCCCACCACCAGUACCAGCAGCUCCAGCCUCACAAACGACGUGACGAAGCAGCCCGUCAGCCGGGACAUGGCGUCCGUGCGACCUGCCAACGUGGGCAACAUGGGGGUGCAGUACACCCCCCAUUCCCACCAGUUCCCCAGAACGAGGAAAAUGUUCGACAAAGGCCCAGAACAGACUACGGAUGAUGCCGAUGAUGCCGUUGGACACAAGAGCUUCAUUUCGGCCACGGUGCAGACGGGGUUCUGUGACUGGAGCGCCAAGUAUUUUGCUCAGCCCGUGAUGAAGAUCCCAGAAGAGCACGACUUGGAGAGCCAGAUCCGCAAGGAGCGGGAGUGGCGCUUCCUGCGCAACGCUCGGGUCCGCAAGCAGGCACAGAAGAUCAUCCAGAAGGGCAUCUCCCGCCUUGACGACCAGAUCUUCCUCAACAGGAACCCCGGGGUGCCCUCGGUGGUGAAGUUCCACCCCUUCACGCCCUGCAUCGCGGUGGCCGACAAGGACAGCAUCUGUUUUUGGGACUGGGAGAAAGGGGAAAAGUUGGACUACUUCCACAAUGGGAAUCCUCGCUACACCAGGAUCACCGCGAUGGAGUACCUGAACGGACAAGACUGCUCCUUGCUGCUCACGGCCACAGAUGACGGCGCUAUCAGAGUAUGGAAGAACUUUGCAGACCUGGAGAAGAACCCCGAGAUGGUAACUGCCUGGCAGGGCCUCUCGGACAUGCUGCCGACGACACGAGGUCUGGCCCGAAGGGUUUCAAUCUAUCUUGACAGAAGUAAGCAGGGAGGAGCAGGAAUGGUAGUCGACUGGGAGCAAGAAACGGGGCUCCUGAUGACCUCAGGAGAUGUGAGGAUAAUCCGGAUCUGGGACACAGAUCGGGAAAUGAAAGUGCAGGACAUCCCCACGGGCGCCGACAGCUGCGUGACCAGCCUCUCGUGCGACUCGCAUCGCUCGCUCAUCGUGGCCGGCCUGGGCGACGGCUCCAUCCGCGUCUUCGACAGGAGGAUGGCGCUGAGCGAGUGCCGCGUGAUGACCUACCGCGAGCACACGGCGUGGGUGGUGAAAGCCUACCUGCAGAAGCACCCCGAGGGCAACAUCAUGAGCGUCAGCGUGAACGGGGACGUGCGCUUCUUUGACCCCAGGAUGCCCGAGUCCAUGAAGGUCCUUCAGAUCGUCAAGGGGCUGACGGCCCUGGACAUUCACCCGCAAGCCAACCUCUUUGCGUGUGGCUCCAUGAAUCAGUUCACUGCAAUCUACAACGGAAACGGAGAGCUGAUCAACAAUAUCAAAUACUACGAUGGUUUUAUGGGGCAGAGAGUUGGAGCCAUCAGCUGCCUGGCUUUCCAUCCUCACUGGCCUCAUCUGGCCGUGGGAAGCAAUGACUACUACAUCUCGGUGUACUCAGUGGAGAAGCGGAUCAGAUAACGGCUCCGGGCAGCGUCACUGCGGAAAGGGAGUCCCAGCGGACAGGGCCGUGUCUCACCUAUAAUGUACAUAGUGAAAUUAUCGACUUGAAUGUUUAGUGUUGGCUGCUGCUGCAACCCGUAACUUGAACAUUUUUGUUUCUGACUUAGCUACUGAUGAUUUUGACAAGGGGAAGAGAGACAAUCUCCUAUUUUUUUUUCAGCUGUAUCCUCUAAAAGCUACAGAAAAGGAAUAUUUUAUUUUUGUUUCCAGUGGUUGGCUUCUCUGUUAGGAACACGGCUCCUGAGCUUGGAAGGACUGGAUGAGGCAACACCCUUGAAAAGGGCUUUUUGUUUUAGCCUUUGCUUUUGUUUUGCUGGAGCGUCGGUCGCUUUGAGGAGCGAAGUCGGGACUCGCCUGCAGCUCCGUGUGUCGGACGGAGGGGACGUUGGACGCCCCUGCGGAGCAGACGGGACGGCCGGAGCCUCGUCCCCU
This is a messenger RNA of Nothoprocta perdicaria, 4449 nucleotides long. It is a transcript of the gene RPTOR, whose product is annotated as regulatory associated protein of MTOR complex 1. The transcript is spliced from 35 exons. NCBI's taxonomy places the organism in Eukaryota, Metazoa, Chordata, Aves, Tinamiformes, Tinamidae. Gene Ontology annotation, biological process: positive regulation of protein serine/threonine kinase activity; cellular response to amino acid stimulus; regulation of autophagy. Gene Ontology annotation, cellular component: cytoplasm; TORC1 complex. The annotation marks the transcript as partial. Gene Ontology annotation, molecular function: protein binding; protein-macromolecule adaptor activity. The record is from RefSeq and is a predicted model, not a curated record.